AAACAAGUGGAACGUCGACGGUAGUGGAUGUACGUAGUCCUAUGAGAAAGUUUUCUUCGUGAAGUGAGUUAAGUGAUACCGAGUAGAUCGGUGCUAACACAUGGUUCGGCAAUCCGGCCACGGGAUGGAGACCACUUUUUACGACGAACAGUAUCCCCUGAGCGGCCCAGUGGACAGUCUAAAGCGGUCUUUGACAUUGGAUUUGGACUUCGGGCGAGGCGGGAAGAGGGCUCGCGGAACCGCUCCCGUUCUCUCUUCUCCAGACCUACAGCUGCUCAAGCUCGGUUCACCGGAGCUGGAAAAACUUAUAAUGCAAAACGGCAUGAUCACAACGGCUACACCGACACCGGGCGGACAGGUGAUGUUCCCCGCCGCGAUACCGACGGAAGAACAAGAGAUGUAUGCGAGACCGUUCGUCGAGGCGCUGGACAAGCUACACCACAGCGAGCCCGCGCCCAUCGGCAGGAGAGUGUACGCCGACCUCGACCGGCCGCUCGACCGAUACCCUACCCCCGUCGUCAAAGACGAGCCACAGACCGUACCCAGUGCCGCCAGUACGCCUCCUCUGUCGCCCAUUGACAUGGACACACAGGAAAGGAUAAAGUUGGAACGUAAAAGACAAAGAAAUCGAGUAGCCGCUUCGAAAUGCCGGCGACGAAAACUAGAACGCAUCUCGAAGCUGGAGGAGAAGGUGAAACUAUUGAAGGGCGAGAACGCGGAGCUGGCCCAGAUGGUGGUGAAACUGAAGGACCACGUCUCGAGGCUGAAGCAACAGGUGCUAGAGCACGCGAACGGUGGCUGCCACAUCGACACGCACUUCUGAGCGCGCUGCGCCGCCGCUCCCCACAUUCCAUGCUAGUCGCGCCCGCUCGGACGCAGCAUACAAAGCGAUUUGUGAUCUUAAUUUUACCGUGUAAUAUAUAGUUAUAUCUAGUGUGUAAGGUGAAGCUAUAAUGAGGAUGUUGUGUUAAGUUUGUUAAGAUGUUGCAAGUGAUAUGACAGAACCUCCGAUCGGGCGUAACGCUCGGGUGGCCCUAGACGAAGGAUGUACUUAGUGAGUUUCGAGUACAUAUAUAGCUAACGUUGUAAGUCGCCGCUAUGAUUUUUCUUGUAUCAGUAUUGCGUUCUCAUUUAGAAUAGUGUAGAAACUAGAAAGGAUAAUCAUGCAACGUCAUUCGACUGCAGACUAAACGAAGCUGACUGCUGAGGCGACGUUGCCAGCUGUGCUAUAAAUUUCCCGUUCGAGCGAUGUUGCCGUACAGCGUACACUGCUUGUAAUAUUCGGAUUUGCGUUGUGUGAUUUAGGUAGAGACCCAAGACAGUGUAAAGCAUUGUAUAUUAUUAAUAUAUUGAAUGAUAUAAAUUUUAUAAUCGAAUACAAAUUAUAUUUAUUGUUUUAUAUAGAAAUCGGAGGGAAGCUUCACAUUUGACGUUGACAGGACAAGAUUAUAAUUAGUCAAAAGGGAUGUAAUUAUUGGUUAAACUGGCAACGUCGCACCCAGUCGCGACUCACGAGCGGAUGUUCUGUUAAUUAAAAUUCCGCCUGCGCCGCCCUCGCGGAAUGGCGGCCAUGUGUUCGGCAAUCGGACGUUCCGAAUCACGUUCUGUUGCACAAGGUUAACUUUUUUUCAUUAUAAUAAUGGCGCCUCGAUGCCUGACGGAUUUGUUACGCUCGAUGAUACGCAUUGCUAGUGUGAAAGACUGAUAGCGUGCGAGACGGAGUGCCUUGCUCUAGAAGUCUAGAGUGACUGAUGUGUGAGUGCGAGAUGCGUACUUCUAAGUUUUGUAAACGUCUCUGAAGCGACCCGGUGCUCUUUAAAGGUCUUAUAACGUGAGGCCGUCCGAUUAAAAAUUGUGAUGGACGAACGGAUGCGUGUUUUGCGAGCGGACUGAAUGUACAGCGAGAUUGUAUGAGCGAUGUAAUUUAUUAGUGAGAAUGUGAAAUUAAUUAGGAUCAAGUAGCAAUCUCGAGUGCCUACGCUUUGUAAACUGAAGCCUAUACUUAUGUUUUUAUUGUUUUUGUUACCAUUUAAUGUGCUACAGUGAAAUGUUCUGUACCAUUCUUAUAGUUUUUUGUAAUAUAUCGAUUAACAAGUUGAAUUGUUAUAUAAUAUUGGGGAACUUGCUGUCGGAAUGAUUAUGAAACGUACGUAGUGUAGCUCGGUAAGAUAUACAUUGUACCUAUGAGAACCGGAGACAGCAAGGGAACCUUUUUGUAUUAUUUUUAUACAAAAUCUUCAAAAUGUUAACAAAUAAUUUGUAAGUUUAUAAAGAUAAAACAGUUAUACUAAAAUAAUAUAUUUUUAUGAAUUUAACAAAGAAAUAUUGUUUUAUACUGAAUACGUAUUGUAUGAUAAAACUGAAUGAAAAAGAAAAAUAAAUUAUGAAUAUUAUUAUACCAUUA
This is a messenger RNA of Melitaea cinxia (Glanville fritillary), 2404 nucleotides long. RefSeq names its product transcription factor jun-D (gene Jra). The record is from RefSeq and is a predicted model, not a curated record. NCBI's taxonomy places the organism in Eukaryota, Metazoa, Arthropoda, Insecta, Lepidoptera, Nymphalidae. The coding region runs from base 101 to 823 and encodes 240 amino acids. The transcript has a single exon. Gene Ontology annotation, molecular function: RNA polymerase II cis-regulatory region sequence-specific DNA binding; transcription factor binding; DNA-binding transcription factor activity, RNA polymerase II-specific. Gene Ontology annotation, cellular component: transcription regulator complex. Gene Ontology annotation, biological process: regulation of cell cycle; regulation of cell population proliferation; regulation of transcription by RNA polymerase II.